AGAAAUAUUCCCUUCACAACACUUUUUAAAGCAAUGUUAAAAGUUUUGGAUAUUUUGUUUUCUGAGACUUUUCUUAUGUGUUACUUGGGCAGAAGCAGCUGCUCCUAUUUCUGUAUUGUUUGUUUGUUGUGCUCCAGGUGACUGCAACCACUACAGUGGAAGUUGUCCUAGCAGUAGUCAAGCCUGGUGGUUUGCUCUGAUGUUCUGCCUGGACUUGGAACCGCAAGGACUACAGUGGGGCUGGCUGAUUCUGAAACUAUGUAGACAGAUUUGGCUGGGCUGGCAUGUUACUGUGCAGUCUCACAGAACCCUGUGCUCAGGGCUUCCUUUAAUGCUUUAUUUACUGUUGGCUUCUUGAAAUCGUCACCGUCUUGAGUUGAUUUUGGAGAUAGCAUUUUUGUUUUGUGUCCAGACAGUCUUGGGUGUAGCUGUCACACAGGGCAGGGUAUGGACUGGGAGCUAGGCAGAAUCGCACUUCUUCUGUAGAGAGGAGUGCUCAGCUGAAGCAGAGCUCUUCAGAAGGAUGAUGUGGUUCUUGUUAUUUCUGUAGUCCACAGUUCAUUCACAUUGCAAUCAUCAUCAGUUUUUCUGUUCAGAGAAACUAGGAGGUUUUGAUAAUAUGUGUUUUAAAUUUAGCGUUUGGUGUCAUUGAUCCUUUGUCCUCUUUGGACAGUCAUAUGUUGUGUGGCUCAUAUGUAAACACAGUCCCUUGCAUUAGUAUGCAAGGUUAUGUUUUCAUGGUUAUGUAUUCAAAAUGUUUACUCAGUUUUUGAGAAUACAGGCUAAAUUCUUUGUUGUCCCUUUGCUUAACAGUUGAUGAGCAAUGUCCUCCAUUUAUGGCAUCAGGUAGAUGAUGCAGAGUCCCAGGCUGGAGUUGCUCUUUCCUGAAUUAGAAAUCAGACUGCAUUUUAUAAAACUUCUAGGUGACUCCUUGUCCAUAAAGGUUUGGGAGUAAUUCUCUAAGCUCCCAAGUGGCAUUGUUGGCAUAUUGAUAGAACAGUGGCUUCUUUUUGCAGUACAUUCCAAUUUCCAUAAUCAGUUAAUGUGAUGAGCUGCUGAGGUUAAAGUAUUGAGAUGAGGUCUCAGGACUGCAAUCUCCAGCAGUCCUGCAGCUGGCAGUAGAGUGCAGGUCUCUGUGGAUACUGGCACUGAAGAAGUUCCAAGGGUGUCUUAGGAGUACUAGUGCUGUGAUGAAACACCGUGACCAAAAAGCAAUUUGGGGAGAAAAGUGUUUAUUUAGCUUACACUUCCAUAUUGCUGUUGAUCAUCAAAGGAAGUCAGGACAGGAACUCAACACAGGGCAGGAGCUGUUGGCUAUGGAGGGUGCUGCUUACUGGCCUGCUUUCUCAUAGAACCCGGGACUUCAGCCCAGGGAUGGAGCCACCCAUUAACAGCUAAUUCAGAUAAUGCCUUACAGCCAAAUCUUAGGGAGGUUUCCUUACUUUCAGAUAACUCUACUUUGUGUGUCAAGUUGACAUAAAACUAAUGCAAAGGAUAGGAUACUGUUACUUGAUGGAAACAAGUGAUUCUCAGUCAGCCAUACUUAAAUUCCUUGGAUGUGUUGAUGUUGUGUGAGCAGGACCUUGCAGAGUCUACAGAAAGGCUGGUGUUCUCCUCGAAUCUCCUGUAGAUGAGGUCCCAUGUUUCCCAGACUGUCAAUGCUGACACACUGUGAAGUGAAGGGCUCGUGUCCUAGAUUGCCUUCCAGAGCCAACCUAUGUAGUAUGAAACUAGUGUAACAAUCUUAAUGGAUCUGUAAUUAAAGCCUUGAUCUGAGAUGACUAGGCUUAUUCAGGAGAUAGGUUCGUUGGCUCUUUUGUGUGGAUAGAUAGCUGUUUUCACUAUGGGACAAAGACCAGCAGAGGAGAUUAUCUGUGGGGUCAGGUAACCUGGUAACUUGCUUGCUUAAAAUAUCUAGUCCUUUCACGGGGGGAAAAACAUUUUCAAACUUCUAGGUUCAAUUUGUAAAAGAAGCCUAGGAUUUUGUUAAAAGGAGGUACUUUGGUCUCUCACCAAGCACCUCACCUUGCUGGCCAGCCUUCCUAAGUGAGAUUGAAUUUCUUCUUAUCCAUAAGUAAGUGUCACUAAGCUAAACUGUGGAUUUUAAAUAUGUUUCUGUGUCCUGUAAACACUUUGUUAGGUCCAUGAUGCUGCAUACCUGUAACCCUAGCACUUUUCAGGAAGAGGCUUGAGGAUCAGUUAGCUACAUAAGUGACUGUAUGAGAUCCUGUCUCAAUUCUGUUUUCUCCCCCAUCCCCAAUAUUUUUUGGUUUGAUUUUAUUGUUAAUUCUAACUCUAGUUUCAUUGCAAAUUUUAGCUUGUGUCGUUGGUCUUUAAGACAAGAUCCCUUGCUAUGUAGCUCAGGCUAGCCUCUAAAGCUUAGACUCUUUUGGCCUUGGCUUUCUAAGUGUUGUGAUUAUAGUUUCAGGCUACCAUCCCUGGUUUUUGUUUUUGUUUUUGUUUUUUGAGGCAGGGUCCCUGAUCAGCUGGAAAUUUGCUCUACAGGUCAGCCUGGCCUCAAACUCAGAGCUCUGCCCACUAAAGAACAGCAUGUUUUGGAAAUUUGAUCUUCACUCAUCAUCCCACAUAGACACGCUUCUAGAGAGAGAAGAUGUAACACUGAAGGAGCUAAUGGACGAGGAGGACGUUUUACAGGAAUGUAAAGCACAGAACCGAAAGCUCAUAGAGUUUCUGUUAAAAGCAGAAUGUCUGGAAGACUUAGUCUCAUUCAUUAUAGAAGAGCCACCUCAAGACAUGGAUGAAAAGAUCCGAUACAAGUAUCCAAAUAUAUCUUGUGAGUUGCUCACAUCUGAUGUCUCCCAGAUGAAUGAUAGACUGGGGGAAGAUGAGUCCUUGCUAAUGAAAUUAUAUAGCUUCCUCCUAAAUGAGUCCCCCUUGAACCCACUACUUGCCAGUUUCUUCAGCAAGGUGCUAAGUAUUCUUAUCAGCAGAAAACCAGAACAGAUUGUGGAUUUCUUGAAAAAGAAGCGUGAUUUUGUGGAUCUCAUUAUAAAGCACAUAGGAACUUCUGCUAUCAUGGAUUUGUUGCUCAGGCUCUUGACAUGUAUUGAGCCUCCACAGCCCAGGCAAGAUGUUCUGAAUUGGCUAAAUGAGGAGAGAAUUAUCCAGAGGCUUGUGGAAAUAGUUCAUCCAUCGCAAGAAGAAGAUCGGCAUUCAAAUGCCUCACAAUCACUUUGUGAAAUUGUUCGCCUGAGCAGAGACCAGAUGUUACAAGUUCAGAACAGUACAGAACCAGAUCCCCUGCUUGCUACUCUAGAAAAGCAAGAAAUUAUUGAGCAGCUUCUGUCAAAUAUUUUUCACAAGGAGAAGAAUGAAUCAGCCAUAGUCAGUGCAAUUCAGAUUUUGCUGACUUUACUUGAGACUCGACGGCCAACAUUUGAAGGCCAUAUAGAAAUCUGCCCACCAGGCAUGAGUCAUUCAGCUUGUUCAGUUAACAAGAGUGUUCUAGAAGCCAUCCGAGGAAGACUUGGAUCUUUCCAUGAACUCCUGCUUGAGCCACCCAAGAAAAGUGUAAUGAAGACAACAUGGGGUAUAUUGGACCCGCCAGUGGGGAACACCCGGUUGAAUGUAAUUAGGUUGAUAUCCAGCUUGCUCCAAACCAAUACCAGCAGUAUAAAUGGAGACCUGAUGGAGCUGAACAGCAUUGGCGUUAUAUUGGACAUGUUCUUCAAGUACACAUGGAAUAACUUCCUGCAUACGCAAGUGGAAAUUUGUAUUGCUCUCAUUCUUGCCAGUCCGUUUGAGAAUGCAGAAAAUGGCACCAUUACUGAUCAAGACUCCGCUGGUGACAAUUUGUUAUUGAAGCAUCUUUUUCAAAAGUGUCAGUUAAUAGAGCGAAUACUUGAUGCCUGGGACACAAAUGAGAAGAAACAGGCUGAAGGAGGACGACGACAUGGUUACAUGGGACACCUCACAAGGAUAGCUAACUGUAUUGUGCACAGCACUGACAAGGGUCCGAAUAGUGCAUUAGUACAGCAGCUCAUCAAAGGUCUUCCCGACGGAGUCAGGGAGCGCUGGGAGGCGUUCUGCACGGACUCCUUAGGAGAAGCGAACAAGAGGAACACGGCAGAUCUAGUUACAACCUGCCAUAUUCAUUCAUCCAGUGAUGAUGAAAUUGACUUUAAAGACACGGGUUUCUCACAGGAUUCCUCUUUGCAGCAAGCCUUUUCUGAUUAUCAGAUGCAACAAAUGACGUCCAAUUUUAUUGACCAGUUUGGCUUCAACGAUGAGAAGUUUGCAGACCAAGACGACAUUGGCAAUGUUUCUUUUGAUCGGGUGUCCGAUAUCAACUUUACUCUCAAUACAAAUGAAAGUGGAAAUAUUGCCCUGUUUGAAGCAUGUUGUAAAGAGCGGAUACAGCAGUUUGAUGAUGGCGGCUCUGAUGAAGAGGAUAUCUGGGAGGAGAAGCACAUCGCAUUUACUCCAGAAUCCCAGAGGAGGUCCAGCUCCGGCAGUACGGACAGUGAAGAAAGUACAGACUCUGAAGAAGAAGAUGGGGCCAAACAAGACCUGUUUGAGUCCAGCAGUGCAAACACAGAGGACAAAAUGGAGGUGGAUCUGAAUGAGCCACCCACCUGGUCCGCCAACUUUGACGUCCCAAUGGAAACAACCCAUGGCGCUCCCUUAGACUCGGUGGGAUCUGAUGUCUGGAGCACAGAAGAGCCAAUGCCAACUAAAGAGACAGGCUGGGCUUCUUUCUCAGAGUUCACAUCCUCCCUGAGCACAAAGGAGUCUUUAAGGAGUAAUUCUCCUGUGGAAAUGGAAACCAGCACUGAACCAGUGGGCCCCUUGACACCUGGUGCGGCUGCCUUGGCCAGUCAGCCAGAGGCACCAGGCAGCGUGGCUAUGGAAGCCAGCUCAGAUGGGGAAGAGGAUGCUGAGAGUACAGACAAGGUAACUGAGACCGUGAUGAAUGGCGGCAUGAAGGAAACACUCAGCCUCACUGUAGACGCCAAGACAGAGACUGCAGUCUUCAAAAGAGUGUUGAAGUCCUACCGUGAGGAAGAAAAACUUUCUACCUCUCAAGAUGCUGCUUGCAAAGACACAGAAGAGACCCCUGAGUCAGCAGAGGCCAAGUGCACAGCUCCCCGGACCCCCAACAGUAGUCCCGAGCAAAGGACCGACCAGCCAAGCAUGCCAGGCGACACGUCAGUUAAUGGCCCUGUAUGAUGAGUGACGUCCACUGCUGCUGACUGAGGACUGCAGGCCACCACCACCCAGGGCUCUGGAGGGUUCACCCAGAGCUGUCACGCCGCCACUACUGCACUCUGCAAGGGAUCAGGACCAGCAACCUUUAUAUUCUAGAUUCUAAGACAUUGUACAGAGAAAUUGAGACGUGUAAAAAUACUGCACAUUGACAAAUACCAAGAAUUUUUGCGUAUGUUUAUAUUGUAUUGAUCUAAAUCCUGGGUAGCCUGUGACACCAGACCUUGCCGCCCAUGUAAUAAUAGUAACGAUACAUAGUUCAGAUGGUUGUAAGAAUAGUUUUAUAAAGUGACUACACAGAUCUAUUGUAUUCGAAACAUAACUAUUUGACAAUUAUUAGUGUGACCAAAGUAUUAGGCAGUUUUCAUACAUUUUCCACCUUGUACAAAAUUCUGAAUUCAGUUUUCUUCCAGGUUGGCACGGAGCUGUCGAUGGAAAAGCCCUCUGCGUGUUAUUUUGGUUGUUCUGACUUACAAAGUGAUUUUGAAUAAGAAAUACUUGGUGUUUUUUUUUAUAACCCACUUUCGAUUGGUAACUGUUUUCUGUAUUGUUUCAGGCGGAUCAAAUGCGUGAGUCUUGGUGGAGAUUUAAGUAUUUAUUGCUACAGCUUAGUUGAUGAAUUGCUGUUCUUGUAAAGCCAUCUGUUCUGUUAAGGUCUGGUUUGCUCAGAGCGUCUCCUUCUGCAGGUGAAACACUAGAACACUGGAGUGCACAUGGCUGUGGUUAGAUUCUUCUCGGGGGUGGGGGUGGUGUUUGUUUUUGUUUUUGUUUUGUUUUGAUAGUUCAUCCGCCUUUUAACCCAUUCACCAAAAUGUCCCUUGUCGGCAAGUAUCACUAAUGGCCAUUUCAGCGUGGUCUGCACCCACACUGCUGUGUCACAGAGGUGAGUCUGGAAGUGCUCAUGCUGGUGACAGGGCAGAGUGUGCCCUCAAGCGGGCUGGCUGUCACAGUCAGCCUGGCAUCCAAGCAUGGUCCUUGUUUUACUGUACCUUGUGAGGUUUUCACUUGUAAACCAGUGGAUUUUAGAACUGGUUUGUGUGUAUAUAGUGAUUAUGGAUACUAAUUCAGUGUAAUUUAUAAUUUUCUAUGUCAGCGUAAACACACCCUAGCCUCCUCCAGCAGCUGAAGCAACGGCCUGUGCACUGCCGCGGCGUCUGGUGAAGGGCUCAGUCACCUCGCCUCUUGCACUUUUAGAUGCAGAUCAGUUUUUCAUUCUAUGAUAGAAAAUAUUCACAUAUUUUUACAUCAUUUGUUUUUUCCUGACCAGUAUUUAAAACCAAAAGGAUAUUCUGAAAAAUGGCCAACAAGUUUUUUAGAACCAGCAUCCCAAGCAGUGUGCCUACAUGACAUCGUGUAUGGAGAUAGAGACAAGUGUUCAAUGCCUUACUCCUUACUCGCUUCUCACUGUACACAGUGCAAGGGACCACCUCAGGUGGCCGAGGCAGGCCUGGUCACCAGGCUCAGUGGGCAGCAGGAGGCCCUGGGACUGGUGGCGAGGGGCUCGGUGGCCUGUGCGUGCCCGCUCAGGACCCUUCAGUCACAGCUCCUUCUGAAGAGACUGUGUUCUCUGGAACCUGGUGCCACCAGAGGACAGGGCUCCUUCUGCUCGUCUCAGGGAUGGUUGACCUGCGUGGCCCAGGACCUCACAUUGCUAGCGGAUGGCAUGCUCCUGUCUCACCUGGUGACAAGCCUUGCUGACCACAGCCAGGAUUUGGCUCCUUGCCAGCCCACACUGCCUCCUUGCUGUGGAUUGGGCUGGCUUUUCUAUCCCACUGUCCACUGGGAAAGGAACACUUGGGUGUUGUGCUUGGGAAAGGACUUAGGUUUGCUUGUCUCGGGGAGAGGCUGUGAGGGUGAAAGGGACAAGGUGUGUUGGGUUGGAGGGUGCCAGCCAGGGCUUGUGAUGAGUUCCUGCUCCUUUUCAUUUCUGUGUAUUGGCCGAAUGAAUUGCAAGACUAACAGAUGUCUACAGUACAAUACCUGUAUUACAAGUAAUAACAAAAUAAAGCCUGAUGCUUUGUUUCUAGAAA
Molecule: messenger RNA, 7256 nt
Organism: Rattus norvegicus (Norway rat)
Lineage: Eukaryota; Metazoa; Chordata; Mammalia; Rodentia; Muridae
Source: RefSeq, a predicted model, not a curated record